AUGUCAUGCCCGCGCGUUUCCGGUGUGGUGGCACUUGGGGCCCACACUGAUUGGUCACCGGCAAUGAUUCGAUUGGCUUUAAUGACUACAGCUUAUACUCAAGAUCUUGAAGGGAAUCUAUUGCUUGAUAAAACAUCUUAUAAUUUGGUAACAAUAUAUGAUACUGGUGCCCGGUCCGUGAAUCCUGAGAAGACUGUUGAUCCAAGACUGGUUUAUGAUUUAACUCCGAAUGAUCAUAUGAAUUUUCUAUGUGCAUCAAAUUUUAUUCGGCUAAAGUUACAACAGAUUGCUAGGAGGUCUGUGAGUUACGGGAAGAAUCAAUCUAAGCCGUGGAAUUUAAAUUAUCCAGCCAUUUAA
This is a messenger RNA of Fraxinus pennsylvanica, 357 nucleotides long. The record is from the annotation of a GenBank genome assembly. Lineage: Eukaryota; Viridiplantae; Streptophyta; Magnoliopsida; Lamiales; Oleaceae.